Eriocheir sinensis (Chinese mitten crab) is the source of this 2293-nucleotide messenger RNA. RefSeq names its product zinc finger protein 628-like. Gene Ontology annotation, molecular function: DNA-binding transcription factor activity, RNA polymerase II-specific; RNA polymerase II transcription regulatory region sequence-specific DNA binding. Gene Ontology annotation, cellular component: nucleus. The record is from RefSeq and is a predicted model, not a curated record. The transcript has a single exon. Lineage: Eukaryota; Metazoa; Arthropoda; Malacostraca; Decapoda; Varunidae. Bases 1680 to 2282 code for a protein of 200 amino acids. Gene Ontology annotation, biological process: regulation of transcription by RNA polymerase II.
CCCUUCUUACCCCCGCACUCCGCCCGCCUUCCCUUCCUCCUCUCCCUCCUCUCUUUCUCUCCCUCUCUCUCUCUCUCUUUCUACUCUUUAAUCUUUAUUUAUCUCUCUCGGAGGGAAAAUUUAUCUCUCCACCUGCGUUUUCUCUCUCCCUCACGCACGUACGCACUUUCCUCGCCCUCUCACAUGGAGGAAAGAGAGAGAAAAACGGCUCUUUUCUCUCUUUUUUCCCUCUCUCUUUUCUUGAGCCUCCCCUUCCCCUCCUCCUCCUCCUCCCUCCGUUUUCUUUGGCGGUCUUAAACUACUCUCUUCGUCCUCAACUCUUGUUCUCUCUCUCUCUCUCUCUCUCUCUCUCUCUCUCUCUCUCUCUCUCUCUCUCUCUCUCUUCCUUCCCCAAGCCUUGAUAAUGGUCACCGCUCUUCUUGUUGUUGUUGUUGUUGUUGUUGUUGUUGUUUGGAGAUGGAUUGUGGUGGUGGUGGUCGUGGUAGUAGUAGUAGUAGUAGUAGUAGUAGUAGUAGUAGUAGUAGUAGAAGUAGUUCCAGUCUUGUUACUAGUCAGGAACCCAAUUUACAGUGGUGCCAAUACUCUUCCAAAGGUACACCAUCAUCAUCAUCUACAUAGGCAUCAAAAUACAGUGGUACCAACGCCGUCACACGCUUGGAAAGGCCUCAGGAAACACAAGCAUAGGUUCCAUUGGUGUUGAGAGUCGUUCCAGCCCGUCCAGUGGUAUUCCAGAGGUGACAGUGGUACCGGAGGCGUUUAGGAGCAGUUCCAUAGGUGCUAGGUGGUAUUAGGUGGUACUCGUGUGUCCAAAGGUUGCUAUAUAGGUUGUCAGAGGUGUCAGAGGUGCUUCCAGAGGUGUAAGAAGGCGUUAAUCGUGUUUGCAAAGGUUUCAGUGGUCAUUACAAAGGUGUCAAAUGGCGUUAGUUGAUAUCAUUAGUCAAAGCAAAGGUAGCUACGUGUCAGUGGUGCUUCCAGAGGUAUCAGAUUGCGUCAGGUGAUCUCAUUAGUGUUUGCAAAGGUGUUCAUGGUCAUUACAGAGGUGUCAGAUUGCGUUAGAGUUGUCAGAAGCAGUCCUAUUACAUUCUACAGAGGUGACAGUGGUGUUAGAAGCGGUGGUGGUGGUGGCUGUGGUGGCGGUGUUAGGUGGGCUACAGAGGUGCCAUUGGUGUUGAGGUGGUGAGGUGGUGAUGAUUGGGGUGUUGUGAUUCCAGUGGUGUCUGUGGUGGUGGUGAUAGUGGUGUUGAUAGAGGGGGUGUUAAUCUUGGUGUUGGGAUAGGUGGUGUGGUGUUGUCAGUCCCAAGAGGUACCAGUGGUGUUAGAGGUGCUUGUGGUGGUGAUUGCAUUGGUGUUGGUGGUGUUGCUGGUGUCUGUGGUGGUGUUGUGUUGCCCGCGCCCCUUCCAAACAACCUCCGUUAGUCAGUCAGUCAGUCAGUCAGUCCCAUGAAAUACCAGUGUCGUUAGAGGUGUUCUGGUGUUGAUGGUGUUGAUGCUGGUGUUGCUGUUGUUGUUGGUGAUGGUGUUGAUGUUGGAGCUGGUGUUGUGGUAUUUGUGUUGGUGUUGGUGGUGUGUUGUCAGUCCCAAGAAGUACCAGUGGUGUUGAUGUUGUUGGUCUUGGUGUUGUGGUAUUUGUGUUGGUGUUGGUGGUGUGUUGUGAGUCCCAAGAGAUAUCAGUGGUGUUGAUGUUGGUGUUGGUGUUGGUGGUGUGUUUCCAGUCUCAUGAGAUAUUAGAGGUGUUGAUGUUGUUGGUGCUGGUGUUGGUGGUGUUGUCCGCGGUGGUGUGUUGUCCAGCAGCCCCGCCCGCCCGCCCGCCCGCCGCCGCCGCCCCGCCUCAACCCGUCUCUCUUGUUUCAGAGCACCGCCACAAACCAUACAAGUGCCCGCUUUGCCUCAAGACCUACUCCUCCAAGUCCAACCUCAACACGCACGUUCGAGACCUGCACGCCGCUAUUCCGCAGGUGUUCACGUGCCCGUACUGCAAAAAGCGCUACUCCUCCAAGAACUCCCUGCGCUACCACAUCACCAUGUACCACCGCGACGAAAAGCACCGCGACCUGGCCCUGCAGCACGCCCUAGCCACGGCCCAGCCCCUCCCCCCGGCCCCCGCCCCGCCCCACACCCCCGCCCCGCCCCCAGCACCCCCCCACACACACGCACACUACCCCACACAGCACCAGCAGCACCAGCAGCCGCAGCUACAGGCGUUCGGGGACCUGGAUCUCAGCCUUCUGGAGGACCCCCGCGCGGGCCUCUUGCCGGAGGAGGCGGCGCCCCCCCACCACUGACCUCCGCCCCC